AUGUCCACCACGUCUUCCGCUCCGGUGCUCAAGAAGCCCAUCAAGAUCUCGUGCAUCCAGCUCGCCUCCGGCGCCGACAAGGACGCGAACCUCCAGCACGCCGCCGCAAAGGUCGCCGAGGCGGCCCGCUCCGGGUCCAAGCUCGUCGUCCUGCCCGAGUGCUUCAACUCGCCCUACGGCUGCGACUACUUCCCGCAGUACGCGGAGACGCUGCUCCCGUCGCCGCCGACGCGCGAGCAGUCGCCCUCGUUCCACGCUCUGUCCGCCAUGGCCGCCGACAACGGCGUCUACCUCGUCGGCGGCUCGAUCCCGGAGCUCAACCCCGAGACGGGCAAGUACUACAACACCAGCCUGACGUUCGGCCCCGACGGCGGCCUGCUGGGCACGCACCGCAAGGUGCACCUCUUCGACAUUGACAUCCCCGGCAAGAUCAAGUUCAAGGAGUCCGACGUGCUCAGCCCCGGCAACAAGGUCACCCUCGUCGAGCUGCCCGAGUACGGCACCAUCGCCGUGGCCAUCUGCUACGACGUGCGCUUCCCCGAGCUGGCCACCAUUGCGGCCCGCCGCGGCGCCUUCGCCCUCGUCUACCCCGGCGCCUUCAACCUCACCACCGGGCCCAUGCACUGGCGCCUGCUGGCCCAGGCCCGGGCCGUGGACAACCAGAUCUACGUGGCGCUGUGCAGUCCGGCGAGGGACAUGGGCGCGAGCUACCACGCCUGGGGCCACAGCCUGAUUGUCGAUCCCUUGGCCAAGGUCGUGGUCGAGGCUGACGAGCACGAGACGAUUGUCCAGGGGGAGCUGGUGGGCGAGGCCAUUGCUGAGGCUCGGAAGAAUAUCCCGUUGAACAGCCAAAGGAGAUUCGACGUGUAUCCCGAUAUCAGUCAGGGAAAGAUUUCAUUUGACGAGCUCUAG
Messenger RNA from Trichoderma citrinoviride, 912 nucleotides. RefSeq names its product carbon-nitrogen hydrolase. Gene Ontology annotation, biological process: L-glutamine metabolic process; oxaloacetate metabolic process. Gene Ontology annotation, cellular component: mitochondrion. Lineage: Eukaryota; Fungi; Ascomycota; Sordariomycetes; Hypocreales; Hypocreaceae. Gene Ontology annotation, molecular function: omega-amidase activity. The transcript has a single exon. Bases 1 to 912 code for a protein of 303 amino acids. The record is from RefSeq and is a predicted model, not a curated record.